AUGGCAAGAGGGGAUGCUGCAGUGCAUGUUUUAGAGAGCGGUCCACUGGGUAUUGAGGGCCAGGCCUGUCUAGAGUUCUGGUACCUUGUCCCAGUUGCAGCUAAUGGGUCUGAACUUCGUGUUCUGCUUAAAAGCAGCAUUGGUUCGGUAGAAAUCUGGACCUCUCCCGCUCUCCCCCAGAAUGCAUGGAGGCAAGUGUUUGUGCUCCUGAAUAUCACAGAACGUGGGACUCAGGUUGUGUUUGAAGCAGUUCAAGGAUUGUCCAUAGAGAAACAGAUCACAUUUAAACAGAUAGGUGUAAGAAGAGGCUCCUGUGGACAACAGUGUGAAUCAAACACAGAGUUAUGGACAGAUGAGACCACCCGCUGCCUCUGUUCUGCUGGACAGCUCUCCUGCUUUCCCUCUCAGUGCCCUGAAGGCCAACUCUGUGGUCCUCAAAGAGGAGGCCCUGAUGGGACCUCCACCUUUGGGAUGUGCACUAUACACAGUCACACAGAUGGCAGCACUUUUGAUGGAGUAUUGUUCCGCUUCAUGGCCACGUGCACUUAUGUCCUGGCUAAGACCUGCUCACCCACUGAAGCUCUGCCCAUGUUCAGUGUGGAAGCGGUCAGUGAGCAGAAUGAUAACGCAUCUCUGCUAAAUGUCCAGAAAAUCAAUAUUGACAUCGGGAUCAACAGGGUGUCUCUGCUGAAAAGCCAGACAGGCCGAGUUGUGGUUAAUGGGGUCUGGAGGAAGCUUCCACUGACCCUUAGCAGCGGCACUGUCAAUAUCAAGAGCAACCCUGCUACUAUUGUACUGGAUAGCACCUUUGGUCUUACAGUCUCAUUUGACAAGGCUGGUGCAGUCCAUGUCACCCUGCCAUCGACCUACUCCGAUAAAGUCUGUGGCAUGUGUGGCAACUUUAACCACCUCAAAGAAGAUGACUUUCACAACCCCAAUGCACAAAAUGUAACAGCUUUGGCUGAAAGCUGGCAGACCGGGAAAACUGCCUCCUCCUGCGAAGCCAUUCUAUUGCCUCAUCAGUGCGACCCACUGGAGAAGGCAGAGUAUGCCAGUGAGCUAUACUGUGGAGGCCUGUUCUCUACUACUGGUCCAUUUGCUGACUGUUUAUCAGUUGUACAGGCAGAGAGCUACUUCAGAAGCUGUGUGUUUGGCAUGUGUUCCACUCAUGGUGACCCAGCCGUUCUAUCCCUUCAGUGUGGUGAGAACAGCCACUAUAACUCAUGCGCUGAUGGCUGUCCCAAGGUGUGCUCCACUCUGGAUAUAGCUGGCUCCUGUGGAAGCUGUGAGGCAAGAUGCGAGUGUGAUUCUGGUUUCAAGCUCAGUGGGGAAAAGUGUGUCCCAGAAGAAGACUGCGGGUGCUGGUAUAAUGGAAAACACUAUGAGAAAGGAGAGACACUGGUGGAAGGACAUUGUGUGCAACAGUGCCAGUGCAUGGGUAAUAAUAAUAUGCAGUGCACUAAAAUGCAGUGUGGAAACAAUGAGGUUUGUAAGGUUAAAGAUGGGGUCAAAGCCUGCUUCUCAUUCAAAUCUGCCACCUGCAGUGUGUAUGGUGAUCCGCAUUACAUCACUUAUGACAGGCUGGCAUAUGACUUUCAAGGGGGCUGUAGUUACAUAUUAACUACCACAUGCAGUGGAGAAAGUUCAGUCCAGUUCACAGUAUUUGGACACAACAUGCAUCCUCCCCUUCAGAACUUCACCCAGUCCAAGCUUGAGGCAGUGGCUCUCCAGGUGGAGGAUCUGCAUAUCAUCCUGAAUCAAAGUGGAAAGGUCUAUGUGAAGUAUAACCAUGUCCAACUCCCAUAUUCAACCAGUGGAACAUAUGGCUCAGUAUGGGUAUACGUGAAGAAUAAUUAUAUCAUCUUGGAGACAACUUUUGGCCUCAGAAUGCAGAUAGAUGGAAAGAAUAGGCUGUUUCUGCAGGUGGAUGAGCACUACAAAUAUGAACUGUGUGGACUGUGUGGCACCUAUUCUGGGUACCAGGAUGAUGACUUUGUAACGCCAGAAGGCGAAAACCUGUCAGAAGCAUUUGAGUUUGGUGACAGCUGGAGGGUGCCAAACAAUUCUGGGUGUAUUGCCCACCCAAAUGAUCCAAGACUCUGUGAUACGGAUGAGAUGGACAAGGCCUCCAAUGAGUGUUCAGCAUUGUUUGGAGAUGCUUUCAUUCCCUGCCAUGAACACAUUCACCCAAGCAUCUACCUCAAUAGUUGUGUAUACGACUACUGUGCUACAAGUGGUGACCAACACACACUCUGUGAAUCUUUGCAGUCCUAUGCCACAGCAUGUCAGGUUGCAGGAAUUGAACUUCCAAACUGGCAAACUGGCACAGUCUGUGAUGGCCACUACAUGUAUAUUGAGGCCAGCAGUGUGAAAUAUGGAGACCCAGCUCGUCUCAUCAGCUCUGUGUGCUCUGACCCUGGUCCUCAGUGUCUGCAGUUCUGGUACCAUAUGUAUGGCUCAGCAGAUACAAUGGGCCUACACAUUUACCUUCUCCGAAAUGGAACAGCCAAUCAGAUCUGGAGAAAGAGGAAUGAUCAAGGAAAUAUGUGGCACCUCGCUCAGGUGGACAUUGAAGCAACCACAGCUUUUCAGAUCAUCAUUGAGGGGCGCAGAGGGUCCAAUGAUCAGUCAGAUGUGGCCAUAGAUGAUGUGAAACUUAUUCAUGGUCCGUGCUCAGCUCCCCCAAGUGUCCCUGUGCAAACCACUGCAGCUCCACAGCCUCCUAUUGUCAAUGCUUACUUCCAACCACCAAUUACAAAUAUCACUGUGGCUCCCACCGUGGAAGAAACAACCAACUUAAUUAACAAGGACAAUCUUACUGAAGCUCCAGAUAACAGACCACCCCUGCACCCAGCAUGCCAACUCCUCUGUAACUUUGAGCAAGACUUAUGUCAGUGGAAUCAGAUGCCUACUGAUGCUUUUGAUUGGACAAGGCAGAGUGGCUCCACCCCUACUAUGAAUACUGGACCUUCCUCAGAUCACACCACAGGAGAUGGCCACUAUCUUUACAUCGAAGCCAACAGUGCUUCAUAUGGAGACACGGCUCGUUUCAUCAGCUCUGUGUGCUCUGACCCUGGUCCUCAGUGUCUGCAGUUCUGGUACCAUAUGUAUGGCUCAGCAGAUACAAUGGGCCUACACAUUUACCUUCUCCGAAACGGAACAGCCAAUCAGAUCUGGAAGAAGAGGAAUGACCAGGGAAAUAUGUGGCACCUGGCUCAGGUGGACAUUGAAGCAACCACAGCUUUUCAGAUCAUCAUUGAGGGGCGCAGAGGAUCCAAUGAUCAGUCAGAUGUGGCCAUAGAUGAUAUAAAUCUUAUUCGUGGUCACUGCUCAGCUCCCCCAAGUGUCCCUGUGCAAACCACUGCAGCUCCACAGCCUCCUAUUGUCAAUGCUUACUUCCAACCACCAAUAACAAAUAUCACUGUGGCUCCCACCGUGGAAGAAACAACCAACUUAAUUAACAAGGACAAUCUUACUGAAGCUCCAGAUAACAGACCACCCCUGCACCCAGCAUGCCAACUCCUCUGUAACUUUGAGCAAGACUUAUGUCAGUGGAAUCAGAUGCCUACUGAUGCUUUUGAUUGGACAAGGCAGAGGGGCUCCACCCCUACUAUGAAUACUGGACCUUCCUCAGAUCACACCACAGGAGAUGGCCACUAUCUUUACAUCGAAGCCAACAGUGCUUCAUAUGGAGACACGGCUCGUUUCAUCAGCUCUGUUUGCUCUGACCCUGGUCCUCAGUGUCUGCAGUUCUGGUACCAUAUGUAUGGCUCAGCAGAUACAAUGGGCCUACACAUUUACCUGCUCCAAAACAGAACAGCCAAUCAGAUCUGGAAGAAGAGGAAUGACCAAGGAAAUAUGUGGCACCUGGCUCAGGUGGACAUUGAAGCAACCACAGCUUUUCAGAUCAUCAUUGAGGGGCGCAGAGGAUCCAAUGAUCAGUCAGAUGUAGCCAUAGAUGAUAUAAAUCUUAUUCGUGGUCACUGCUCAGCUCCCCCAAGUGUCCCUGUGCAAACCACUGCAGCUCCACAGCCUCCUAUUGUACAUACAUCCUUUCAGCCACCAAUAACAAAUAUCACUGUGGCUCCCACCGUGGAAGAAACAACCAACUUAAUUAACAAGGACAAUCUUAAUGAAGCUCCAGAUAACAGACCACCCCUGCACCCAGCAUGCCAACUCCUCUGUAACUUUGAGCAAGACUUAUGUCAGUGGAAUCAGAUGCCUACUGAUGCUUUUGAUUGGACAAGGCAGAGUGGCUCCACGCCUACUAUGAAUACUGGACCUUCCUCAGAUCACACCACAGGAGAUGGCCACUAUCUUUACAUCGAAGCCAACAGUGCUUCAUAUGGAGACACGGCUCGUUUCAUCAGCUCUGUGUGCUCUGACCCUGGUCCUCAGUGUCUGCAGUUCUGGUACCAUAUGUAUGGCUCAGCAGAUACAAUGGGCCUACACAUUUACCUGCUCCAAAACAGAACAGCCAAUCAGAUCUGGAAGAAGAGGAAUGACCAAGGAAAUAUGUGGCACCUGGCUCAGGUGGACAUUGAAGCAACCACAGCUUUUCAGAUCAUCAUUGAGGGGCGCAGAGGAUCCAAUGAUCAGUCAGAUGUAGCCAUAGAUGAUAUAAAUCUUAUUCGUGGUCACUGCUCAGCUCCCCCAAGUGUCCCUGUGCAAACCACUGCAGCUCCACAGCCUCCUAUUGUACAUACAUCCUUUCAGCCACCAAUAACAAAUAUCACUGUGGCUCCCACCGUGGAAGAAACAACCAACUUAAUUAACAAGGACAAUCUUACUGAAGCUCCAGAUAACAGACCACCCCUGCACCCAGCAUGCCAACUCCUCUGUAACUUUGAGCAAGACUUAUGUCAGUGGAAUCAGAUGCCUACUGAUGCUUUUGAUUGGACAAGGCAGAGUGGCUCCACGCCUACUAUGAAUACUGGACCUUCCUCAGAUCACACCACAGGAGAUGGCCACUAUCUUUACAUCGAAGCCAACAGCGCUUCAUAUGGAGACACGGCUCGUUUCAUCAGCUCUGUGUGCUCUGACCCUGGUCCUCAGUGUCUGCAGUUCUGGUACCAUAUGUAUGGCUCAGCAGAUACAAUGGGCCUACACAUUUACCUUCUCCGAAACGGAACAGCCAAUCAGAUCUGGAAGAAGAGGAAUGACCAGGGAAAUAUGUGGCACCUGGCUCAGGUGGACAUUGAAGCAACCACAGCUUUUCAGAUCAUCAUUGAGGGGCGCAGAGGAUCCAAUGAUCAGUCAGAUGUGGCCAUAGAUGAUAUAAAUCUUAUUCGUGGUCACUGCUCAGCUCCCCCAAGUGUCCCUGUGCAAACCAGUGCAGCUCCACAGCCUCCUAUUGUCAAUGCUUCCUUCCAACCACCAAUUACAAAUAUCACUGUGGCUCCCACCGUGGAAGAAACAACCAACUUAAUUAACAAGUACAAUCUUACUGAAGCUCCAGAUAACAGACCACCCCUGCACCCAGCAUGCCAACUCCUCUGUAACUUUGAGCAAGACUUAUGUCAGUGGAAUCAGAUGCCUACUGAUGCUUUUGAUUGGACAAGGCAGAGGGGCUCCACCCCUACUAUGAAUACUGGACCUUCCUCAGAUCACACCACAGAAGAUGGCCACUAUCUUUACAUCGAAGCCAACAGCGCUUCAUAUGGAGACACGGCUCGUUUCAUCAGCUCUGUGUGCUCUGACCCUGGUCCUCAGUGUCUGCAGUUCUGGUACCAUAUGUAUGGCUCAGCAGAUACAAUGGGCCUACACAUUUACCUGCUCCAGAACAGAACAGCCAAUCAGAUCUGGAAGAAGAGGAAUGACCAGGGAAAUAUGUGGCACCUGGCUCAGGUGGACAUUGAAGCAACCACAGCUUUUCAGAUCAUCAUUGAGGGGCGCAGAGGAUCCAAUGAUCAGUCAGAUGUGGCCAUAGAUGAUAUAAAUCUUAUUCGUGGUCACUGCUCAGCUCCCCCAAGUGUCCCUGUGCAAACCACUGCAGCUCCACAGCCUCCUAUUGUACAUACAUCCUUUCAGCCACCAAUAACAAAUAUCACUGUGGCUCCCACCGUGGAAGAAACAACCAACUUAAUUAACAAGGACAAUCUUAAUGAAGCUCCAGAUAACAGACCACCCCUGCACCCAGCAUGCCAACUCCUCUGUAACUUUGAGCAAGACUUAUGUCAGUGGAAUCAGAUGCCUACUGAUGCUUUUGAUUGGACAAGGCAGAGUGGCUCCACCCCUACUAUGAAUACUGGACCUUCCUCAGAUCACACCACAGGAGAUGGCCACUAUCUUUACAUCGAAGCCAACAGCGCUUCAUAUGGAGACACGGCUCGUUUCAUCAGCUCUGUGUGCUCUGACCCUGGUCCUCAGUGUCUGCAGUUCUGGUACCAUAUGUAUGGCUCAGCAGAUACAAUGGGCCUACACAUUUACCUGCUCCGAAACAGAACAGCCAAUCAGAUCUGGAAGAAGAGGAAUGACCAGGGAAAUAUGUGGCACCUGGCUCAGGUGGACAUUGAAGCAACCACAGCUUUUCAGAUCAUCAUUGAGGGGCGCAGAGGAUCCAAUGAUCAGUCAGAUGUGGCCAUAGAUGAUAUAAAUCUUAUUCGUGGUCACUGCUCAGCUCCCCCAAGUGUCCCUGUGCAAACCACUGCAGCUCCACAGCCUCCUAUUGUCAAUGCUUACUUCCAACCACCAAUAACAAAUAUCACUGUGGCUCCCACCGUGGAAGAAACAACCAACUUAAUUAACAAGGACAAUCUUAAUGAAGCUCCAGAUAACAGACCACCCCUGCACCCAGCAUGCCAACUCCUCUGUAACUUUGAGCAAGACUUAUGUCAGUGGAAUCAGAUGCCUACUGAUGCUUUUGAUUGGACAAGGCAGAGGGGCUCCACCCCUACUAUGAAUACUGGACCUUCCUCAGAUCACACCACAGGAGAUGGCCACUAUCUUUACAUCGAAGCCAACAGCGCUUCAUAUGGAGACACGGCUCGUUUCAUCAGCUCUGUGUGCUCUGACCCUGGUCCUCAGUGUCUGCAGUUCUGGUACCAUAUGUAUGGCUCAGCAGAUACAAUGGGCCUACACAUUUACCUUCUCCGAAACGGAACAGCCAAUCAGAUCUGGAAGAAGAGGAAUGACCAGGGAAAUAUGUGGCACCUGGCUCAGGUGGACAUUGAAGCAACCACAGCUUUUCAGAUCAUCAUUGAGGGGCGCAGAGGAUCCAAUGAUCAGUCAGAUGUGGCCAUAGAUGAUAUAAAUCUUAUUCGUGGUCACUGCUCAGCUCCCCCAAGUGUCCCUGUGCAAACCACUGCAGCUCCACAGCCUCCUAUUGUACAUACAUCCUUUCAGCCACCAAUAACAAAUAUCACUGUGGCUCCCACCGUGGAAGAAACAACCAACUUAAUUAACAAGGACAAUCUUAAUGAAGCUCCAGAUAACAGACCACCCCUGCACCCAGCAUGCCAACUCCUCUGUAACUUUGAGCAAGACUUAUGUCAGUGGAAUCAGAUGCCUACUGAUGCUUUUGAUUGGACAAGGCAGAGUGGCUCCACCCCUACUAUGAAUACUGGACCUUCCUCAGAUCACACCACAGGAGAUGGCCACUAUCUUUACAUCGAAGCCAACAGCGCUUCAUAUGGAGACACGGCUCGUUUCAUCAGCUCUGUGUGCUCUGACCCUGGUCCUCAGUGUCUGCAGUUCUGGUACCAUAUGUAUGGCUCAGCAGAUACAAUGGGCCUACACAUUUACCUUCUCCGAAACAGAACAGCCAAUCAGAUCUGGAAGAAGAGGAAUGACCAGGGAAAUAUGUGGCACCUGGCUCAGGUGGACAUUGAAGCAACCACAGCUUUUCAGAUCAUCAUUGAGGGGCGCAGAGGAUCCAAUGAUCAGUCAGAUGUGGCCAUAGAUGAUAUAAAUCUUAUUCGUGGUCACUGCUCAGCUCCCCCAAGUGUCCCUGUGCAAACCAGUGCAGCUCCACAGCCUCCUAUUGUCAAUGCUUCCUUCCAACCACCAAUUACAAAUAUCACUGUGGCUCCCACCGUGGAAGAAACAACCAACUUAAUUAACAAGGACAAUCUUACUGAAGCUCCAGAUAACAGACCACCCCUGCACCCAGCAUGCCAACUCCUCUGUAACUUUGAGCAAGACUUAUGUCAGUGGAAUCAGAUGCCUACUGAUGCUUUUGAUUGGACAAGGCAGAGUGGCUCCACCCCUACUAUGAAUACUGGACCUUCCUCAGAUCACACCACAGAAGAUGGCCACUAUCUUUACAUCGAAGCCAACAGCGCUUCAUAUGGAGACACGGCUCGUUUCAUCAGCUCUGUGUGCUCUGACCCUGGUCCUCAGUGUCUGCAGUUCUGGUACCAUAUGUAUGGCUCAGCAGAUACAAUGGGCCUACACAUUUACCUGCUCCGAAACGGAACAGCCAAUCAGAUCUGGAAGAAGAGGAAUGACCAGGGAAAUAUGUGGCACCUGGCUCAGGUGGACAUUGAAGCAACCACAGCUUUUCAGAUCAUCAUUGAGGGGCGCAGAGGAUCCAAUGAUCAGUCAGAUGUGGCCAUAGAUGAUAUAAAUCUUAUUCGUGGUCACUGCUCAGCUCCCCCAAGUGUCCCUGUGCAAACCACUGCAGCUCCACAGCCUCCUAUUGUCAAUGCUUACUUCCAACCACCAAUAACAAAUAUCACUGUGGCUCCCACCGUGGAAGAAACAACCAACUUAAUUAACAAGGACAAUCUUAAUGAAGCUCCAGAUAACAGACCACCCCUGCACCCAGCAUGCCAACUCCUCUGUAACUUUGAGCAAGACUUAUGUCAGUGGAAUCAGAUGCCUACUGAUGCUUUUGAUUGGACAAGGCAGAGGGGCUCCACCCCUACUAUGAAUACUGGACCUUCCUCAGAUCACACCACAGGAGAUGGCCACUAUCUUUACAUCGAAGCCAACAGCGCUUCAUAUGGAGACACGGCUCGUUUCAUCAGCUCUGUGUGCUCUGACCCUGGUCCUCAGUGUCUGCAGUUCUGGUACCAUAUGUAUGGCUCAGCAGAUACAAUGGGCCUACACAUUUACCUUCUCCGAAACGGAACAGCCAAUCAGAUCUGGAAGAAGAGGAAUGACCAGGGAAAUAUGUGGCACCUGGCUCAGGUGGACAUUGAAGCAACCACAGCUUUUCAGAUCAUCAUUGAGGGGCGCAGAGGAUCCAAUGAUCAGUCAGAUGUGGCCAUAGAUGAUAUAAAUCUUAUUCGUGGUCACUGCUCAGCUCCCCCAAGUGUCCCUGUGCAAACCACUGCAGCUUCACAGCCUCCUAUUGUACAUACAUCCUUUCAGCCACCAAUAACAAAUAUCACUGUGGCUCCCACCGUGGAAGAAACAACCAACUUAAUUAGCAAGGACAAUCUUACUGAAGCUUCAGAUAACAGACCACCCCUGCACCCAGUAUGCCAGCUCCUCUGUAACUUUGAGCAAGACUUAUGUCAGUGGAAUCAGAUGCCUACUGAUGCUUUUGAUUGGACAAGGCAGAGUGGCUCCACGCCUACUAUGAAUACUGGACCUUCCUCAGAUCACACCACAGGAGAUGGCCACUAUCUUUACAUCGAAGCCAACAGCGCUUCAUAUGGAGACACGGCUCGUUUCAUCAGCUCUGUGUGCUCUGACCCUGGUCCUCAGUGUCUGCAGUUCUGGUACCAUAUGUAUGGCUCAGCAGAUACAAUGGGCCUACACAUUUACCUGAUCCAAAACAGAACAGCCAAUCAGAUCUGGAAGAAGAGGAAUGACCAAGGAAAUAUGUGGCACCUGGCUCAGGUGGACAUUGAAGCAAUAGAAGAAUUCCAGAUCAUAUUUGAAGGGCGACGAGGUUCCAAUGAUCAAUCUGAUGUGGCAAUAGAUGAUGUAAUGCUUCAUCGUGGGCAGUGUGCAGCACUGUCCUGCCCACAAAAUAGUCACUACGCCACUUGUGUCCCCGCAUGUAGUCCAACCUGUUUAUACUUGAAUGGCCCACCGCACUGCAGUAACAAUGAGGCUUGUGUUCCUGGAUGUGUAUGUGAUGAUGGAUUUGUGCUGAAAAGUCAGGUUUGCGUGCCUCUGCAACAAUGUGGCUGUGUGGACAGGAAUGGCACCAAACAUCAAUUCAAUGAAAAGUGGUACACUGAUCAUUGCAGUGAGCAAUGUGAAUGUGAGGAGGAUGAUGGAAUAGGGAAAAUUGACUGUGAUGACAAAGAUAAGUGUGGUGGAAAUGCUGUCUGCCUUCAAAAUGAAAAUGGCAAUUAUUACUGCCAGUCUACAGGCUUCGAUGAGUGCACUAUCAAAGGGGAGUAUAGAACAUUUGAUAAAAUGAAGCAUGAUUUUGAGGGUGAACACUCCUAUGUGCUGGUCAGGACCAGCAACUUGCCAAAUAACCUUCCAGACAUCUACAUUGAAGGCAUCAACACACCUGCCUUAGGUGAUCGUGAUGGUCAGCAUGAAAGUGAAAGUAGCAUUGAAGAAGAUCAGAGUAGCAGAGUCGGGGAAGAUGAUGAAGAAGAUGAAGAUGAAGAUGAUGACAACAGCAAAAAACAAAACAAACACCAUAGAUUACAAGAGCUUAAGAUCAGAGUGUACAAUCACACUGUGGAGUUCAAGAAGAAUCGGAACCUGAUCGUGGAUGGAAAGAGAACUGACACACCCAUCUCAGUGACUGGUGGUCUAAAAAUCUGGGAACGUUCCUCUCGAAUCUACCUACAAACUGAUUUUGGCCUGUCGGUGGAGUUUGAUAGACACAGCACAGCAGAGAUUGUUCUACCACGCAUUUAUAGAAGGAAGGUGGGAGGCCUGUGUGGAAACUUUGAUGGUCAGAAGAAGAAUGACAAGAUGAAGCCAGAUGGUACCAUGGCCAGAAGCACUCGAGAGUUUGGAGAGAGCUGGAGAGUGUGAAGGCCAGAUGAGACACUGUCCUAGAAUGUGGGCAGUGGAGGUCAUGACCACAAGUUGAAUGGAUAAAUAAGAACACAAGGUUUUAAUUAUUUAGAUUUUUCUUUAGCUCUGCUUUGCAGGUCUAUGACACUGUUUUGCUGUUGCACAAGAAGUACACAAAAAUAACUGUUAACCUACUGAAGUCACAUUUUUCAGGGACUUGGACAUG
Archocentrus centrarchus (flier cichlid) is the source of this 11104-nucleotide messenger RNA. RefSeq names its product MAM and LDL-receptor class A domain-containing protein 1-like. Lineage: Eukaryota; Metazoa; Chordata; Actinopteri; Cichliformes; Cichlidae. Gene Ontology annotation, cellular component: membrane. The transcript is spliced from 60 exons. Gene Ontology annotation, molecular function: protein binding. The coding region runs from base 1 to 10896 and encodes 3631 amino acids. The record is from RefSeq and is a predicted model, not a curated record.